Molecule: messenger RNA, 993 nt
Organism: Coniophora puteana RWD-64-598 SS2
Lineage: Eukaryota; Fungi; Basidiomycota; Agaricomycetes; Boletales; Coniophoraceae
Exons: 11
Coding region: 1-993 (330 amino acids)
Source: RefSeq, a predicted model, not a curated record
AUGGGUGAUUACGACCUGACUGUUGGCACGUUGAUUAUUGGCAUUUUCUUCAACACAUAUCUAUACGGUCUUGUCAGUCAUCAGUUUGCUGCAUACUAUCAGGCCGGUUAUGAUGAUGGAAAGCUUGUCAAGUAUGUUCAAAAGCUGGAUUUGCUUGAACUUACUCACACUCGCGUCGACAGGCUCAUGAUCCUCUUCCUGUUUCUCUUGGACACAUUUCACAGUGGAGCUGUGAUCUAUAUGGCCUGGUACUAUGCCGUCACCAACUAUAACAACCCAGAUGUGCUUUCAAUCGAGCUGUGGCCUUACAUGUUUACUCCUAUUGGCACCGCUCUUUCAGCUCUUCUUACCCAAACUUUCCUUGCCGUAAGAAUUUGGCGAUUCGGUAGAAGCAGAGUCUUAAUUGGCAUCAUCGGGGCGCUUGCAGUGCCCUGUUUUGUGCUAGGGAUGGCUUGUGGUAUCAAGGCAUGGAACAUUAAAUACAUGGCACAGAUGGUCUCCAUUACUAACCUAGCUACGGCGUGGUUAGUAUCGCAGGUCACAGUAGACACUAUCGUCACCGGUGUCAUGACCUAUAUGCUAUCGAGGUCCCGGACAGGUUUUCAAAAGACGGACAACGUCAUCAAUCGACUGAUUCGUGGCGCCGUUCAGACUGGGCUUUUCGCGGGCAUUUUCUCCCUGGGUGAUAUGAUUACCUUCUUGCUGUGGCCUGAGACCAACCUCUACGGCAUGUUUGCUAUUCCCAUUGGUCGCAUUUACACAAACACCUUGCUGGAUACACUCCUCUCCCGCCAUGAUCUUCGGGAUCAAAUGACUGGGACGAUCAACAUGGACUCUAUGAGCGCUUGGGGACACGGAUCAAGUAGGAACUCACGGACAAUUACUAGCCGCCAGCUGACAGAGCUAGAAGUCCGCAAGGAAGUCGAGGUCGUCACCGACAACCGCUCUCUGUCGUGUGCAUCUUCUGAUGGCAAGGCCACUUUGACUGUUUGA